AUGGGUUUCAAGACCGGUACUCUAGCUUCUGCCCUGCUCUUACUUGCAGCAAGGGUUUCUGCCCAAACUGCGAAUGCAGAAGCAGCAUUGGCAACACUUCAAGAGUGGUAUAAUCCCACGACUGGAUUGUGGAAUACCGCCGGAUGGUGGAAUGGUGCCAAUGCGAUGACAGUCAUCGCAGAACUUGCAGCAGUCGACGCGAGCAUUGUGCAGGAGGCAACCUCAAUUUUUGAGACGACUUUUAAUGUUGCACCAUCAGCUAAUCCUAGUAACGGCGUUGAGAAGAGUGUAGGCACUAAUGGGCUUAUUCAAACAUCAUACCCAGCUGGAUGGCCUAACGAAACAAUCAGUAAACGAGCGACAAAGGAUCCUACAGAUCCUACAGUUUGGCUGGACGGUGCAAACGAUGAUGCCGAAUGGUGGGGGUUGGCCUGGAUUGCUGCGUACGAUGUUACCGGAAACGAAACAUACUUAACUUUGGCAGAGGGCAUUUUCAAUGAGAUUGCUGCCGGCUGGGGAACCAAUUGUGGAAACGGUGGAAUUUACUGGGAGACGACGAACCACUAUGUGAACGCCAUUGCUAGCGAACUUUUCAUUUCACUGGCUGCACAUCUUGCCAACCGCGUGCCUGCCAAUGCAGCGACUUAUAUUGCUUGGGCCGAAGAGGCAUGGAACUGGUUCGCAAGCACUGGCAUGAUCAAUGCAAAUGGCACCAUCAAUGAUGGCUUAACGACCGACUGUGUCAACAACGGACAGGCAGUAUGGUCUUACAACCAAGGCGUCAUCCUCGGCGGGUUGACUGAGCUUAACAGAAUUUCGCCCAAUGAGUCAUACAUCGAAUCGGCCAACAGUAUUGCCCAAGCAGCCAUUGCCGCGCUCGCGGACUCUAACCAUGUUAUCCAUGACUACGCGUGUGAGCCUAGCUGCGAACCCGAUGCAACUCAAUUCAAAGGAAUCUUUAUGCGAAACCUACUACUGCUGCAGCGAGCGUCACCAAACGACCUGUACAGCCAGGUCAUUGAAGCCUGCGCCGCCAGCAUUUGGGCAAACGACCGUGAUUCCACGACUGGUGAACUUGGUGUGGACUGGGCAGGACCUUUUGACACCCCCGCUGAUGCUUCAACACAAAGCUCGGCGAUGGGUGCACUGGUCGCAGCUAUUUCUGUCGAGUUAAUCUCUGGGACGUCCCACCCUGAUCUCAGUGCAAAGGUUGCAGACCGGCUUGGUAUCGGUCUUACCAAUACGCUCUGCCAGCCCUCAUCCAUUGGUGAAAUUAGUGUCAGUAUCGGAGAGUCGGUCCGAGGUGAUGACGUUUAUAUUCUUCAAUCCACUGCUCCUGGUAACGUCAAUGAUGGCCUCAUGGAGCUGCUCAACCUCAUACAUGCCUGCCGCACAGCAUCAGCGCGCUCAAUUACUGCUCUCAUUCCCAACUAUCCCUAUGCACGACAGGAUAAGAAGGACAAAUCUCGUGCUCCGAUCUCUGCGCGGUUGGUGGCAAACAUGUUGCAGUCAGCAGGGGCUACCCAUGUGAUUACCAUGGACCUGCACGCAUCCCAGAUACAAGGAUUUUUCAAUGUUCCUGUUGAUAACCUCUUCGCUGAGCCAUGUGUCUUGGACUGGGUGAAGGGGAACCUCGAUCCUGAUAACUGUGUGAUUGUUUCGCCAGAUGCGGGCGGCGCAAAACGAGUUGCGAGCUUAGCAGACCGACUAGGGGUUGGUUUCGCCCUUAUUCACAAAGAGCGGCCACGACCAAAUGUUGUCGGACGCAUGAUUUUGGUUGGAGACGUUUCUAACCGAACUGCUAUCCUCAUUGAUGACAUGGCAGAUACAUGUGGCACGCUCGCGAAGGCCGCUUCAACACUUGAAGAGCAUGGUGCAAGGGACGUAUACGCCAUUGUCACUCACGGAGUCUUGAGCGGACCGGCAAUUGAGACGAUUAAUAACUCAUGCCUUUCGGGCUUAGUGGUGACCAAUAGUACGUCCUAUCCUUCCCCUCAAAACAAAUUUCGCGCAUCUUAA
Talaromyces amestolkiae is the source of this 2019-nucleotide messenger RNA. RefSeq lists its product as uncharacterized. Gene Ontology annotation, cellular component: cytoplasm; ribose phosphate diphosphokinase complex. Bases 1 to 2019 code for a protein of 672 amino acids. NCBI's taxonomy places the organism in Eukaryota, Fungi, Ascomycota, Eurotiomycetes, Eurotiales, Trichocomaceae. The transcript is spliced from 9 exons. Gene Ontology annotation, biological process: 5-phosphoribose 1-diphosphate biosynthetic process; ribonucleoside monophosphate biosynthetic process; purine nucleotide biosynthetic process. Gene Ontology annotation, molecular function: magnesium ion binding; ribose phosphate diphosphokinase activity. The record is from RefSeq and is a predicted model, not a curated record.